Molecule: messenger RNA, 1574 nt
Organism: Amoebophrya sp. A120
Lineage: Eukaryota; Dinophyceae; Syndiniales; Amoebophryaceae
Source: the annotation of a GenBank genome assembly
UGCUGCAAGAUAUAGCUGUGUAAUAGUGAACCCAUACAACAGUGUACAGUGUAAUACGGUUAUGAGAUGUGUUAGGCUACGUCACGGCAUCAUUGAUGGUGGAGCGAUGUUGAAGCAUAGCACCCCAUUUUCCAUAAGGUUGAAUAAUUCCUCGCGCCAUGCAUUUUUGUGACAGGCUUGCGUCUCCCAGCUUGCUUAGCCGCUGCCCUGCCAGAUAGACUCGGCCCAUUGCGCCGAAUUGCCGUCCCGCAGCCAGUACGGUCAUAAUACUUAUUUACCGUCGCCCAAUCCCCUGCUACAAUGGGGACUCUGCUAUUUUCCCUUGCGCCGCGUGAAGAAGUGAUAAAAUCUGGAUACAAUAUAUGAAUUUAUUCGCUUUCGCCUUCCUGGUACACGCAGGCACCACAGUAACAGUUGCGACCGGAAGCAGCGCCACGAAGGCAACACGAACGCUGCUUCAUCAAAUGGGGGCCAUUCGCGCGCCGCGGGCGGAGCUGUCCGGUCGUUCUUCACCGUCUGCAAUCGAUGUGGUAGUGAGCCAACUACAAAUACAUUGGGCCGCUAAGAGCAACGGUAGAUAGCAAAGCUCGCUUGAAAACUUGUUGCACUAAGAAGUGUCGUGGUAGCCGAGGAGUAGGUCGGUGGCCGCACGAUGUUAUGUUCUUCCUCGUCCUGCGCUAGAUGAAAAUACACGCCGGCAGAGCAGUCUUGUCGUUGUGCUAAAGAUGGAAAUCUAUGCGGAGCAGUGCUCGGUCCCCUCGUGCAACAAAGUCGAUUUCUUGCCCUUCAAGUGCGACGCUUGCAACCAGCUGUACUGCUUAGAGCACCGGUCGUAUGCCGCCCACAACUGCACCGCAGCUAGCAGCAAGGAUUUUACUAUCGUGGUAAGUGCAUCACGAUACUAGCGGUACAUUCAACUACAUCGCAGGAAUUUCCUCAUAACUUCUUUUGUUUUCGGUGCGGACUUCAACUUCUUUUUGGUUGUUGUUUUUAUAGAAAGAGGUUCGAAUUUGAUGUUCUUUGCUAUCGCAAAUUAAUAGUCUCGUCACAACCACUACCACUCGAUUUCGAAUCUUUCAAACACAAGAAAUGCUGGAUAUCAACAACAGGUAUGUCCCGAUUGCAAGAAGGGUUUGCGCGUGGCGGCCAGUGAGCGAAAUCUGGAAGGGAUUCUGGAGAAGCACAAGAAGACCGAAUGUCCUGGGGCGCCAAAGAAGCAGGCGAAGUGCGCGGUCUGCAAAACCAAGCUGAACCUGACCAAUCGGUACGAGUGCCCGAAAUGUGGCAAGUUGGUUUGCUUGAAGCACCGAUUCGAGGAGGAGCACGACUGUAUAUCACUGCAAGACCAGCAGAAACCGAGCAGCGGGAACCGAAAACAGGCCAACAACCUGGUAAAUGCAGGCAAACCUUCUACCGGGCGAGCGCCAGCACGCACCGGUGCAACUACGACCAGCACGAGUGAUGGCGGCGGGAGGAAGAGAAAAGGCCUCUUUGGGUGGUGCUGCCCGGUGGCGGACCGGAACGCGACGCCCGUGCAAAACGUCGCACACAGCAGCUCCAGGAACGACGUUUGA